This is a messenger RNA of Physella acuta, 1453 nucleotides long. RefSeq names its product protein phosphatase 1 regulatory subunit 42. The record is from RefSeq and is a predicted model, not a curated record. Gene Ontology annotation, molecular function: protein binding. Lineage: Eukaryota; Metazoa; Mollusca; Gastropoda; Physidae.
UAUAGCAACACUAUCACAACAGGAAUCCUCAAUUAUCAAUAAGAAGUGCACAGUGUGGCCUAUCUGUUUAGUUAAUAUAGGCAUUUAGGCCUAGUGAAUUAGCUUGAAAUAGCCACUAGGUUUUCCUAGAUCCUAGCUAGGAGAUAGUAGGCCUACUUUGACAACUAGGUCUGAAGUAUAAAAAAAAUUAAGUCAUUAAAAAAACUCCAGGUCUACUACUUUUUGCAUAUUGUUGUGCUGUCUGCCAUGGUCAAGUUAACACUAGACUUCAUAGCUCGGGGCACAUCAGGAUAUACUCAAAAGAAAAGGGAUGAAACGCUUCCACAGUAUAUCAGAAGACUGACUCAUUUGUACUUGGAAAACAAAAAUAUUGAUGAUGUUGGUGACUGCUUAUCAAUGUGCAAAAAUCUAACAGUUUUGUAUCUGUAUGACAACCAACUGAAUCGUGUCCCCUGCUUAAAUAGCAAUAGUGCAAUCACUCAUCUGUAUCUACAAAACAACAACAUCAGCUUGAUUGAGAACCUAAACACAUUACCUCAGCUGCAAAAAUUGUAUCUGGGUGGCAAUACAAUCACAGUGCUGGAAGGUUUGGACAAACUUAAAAAAUUACAGGAACUUCAUGUGGAACACCAGCGCCUGCCUGCAGGAGAACAGCUGUUAUUUGAUCCACGCACACUUAACGCACUCUCUGGUUGUUUGCAAGUUUUAAAUGUGUCUGGGAACCAUCUGACCGGCAUCAACGACCUGAGCCAACUUUGCCACCUGAACAGCCUGAUAGCAGCUGACAAUCUACUGAACGACAUGAAGGAACUGGCACAGCUCUUGGCUACAUGGACCUCCCUGACUCGCCUGGAUCUCACAGGCAACCCCAUAUGUCAGCAAACAAAGUACAAGGACAGAAUUAUUGUCUUGGGGAGUAGCUUGGAGUGGCUAGAUGGGAAACAUAUAACGGCGACAGCCCGCAAGUUCCUGGUCAACUGGCACGCCAACAGGGAGGAGAAUCGCAAAAAGUUUCAGGAGAAUUUAAUGAGAGAGGAAACCUACCCAACAUCAGUACAUGUGCAUACAGGAGAUCUGCCUCCCUUACGUAGUGCCCCACUAAGGCAGAGAAGUAUUUCCAGUUAUGUCAUGCCAGGUUUACCACGUAAGCAGUUUGAUGACAUCCUAGCUAAAUCACAUUUUCCCCAAAAACCUCGAAGUGGUGCAUCAAGGCCGAGCGAGGAAAGUGUUGAAGUAUUUCAAAUGACCAGAGGAGGAGGGCGUCCACCACAGCAACACUGGCAGUAACUCUAGGGCAAACGUUUUAGAAAGUUUGAAACUUACAAACUACCAGCUUAACCCACUAUAGCUGUAGCCAGGACUAUACCUAGUAUAGCUCACCCCCCACCCCCCACUAUAGCUGUAGCCAGGACUAUACCUACUAUAGCUAACCCCCCCUACUAUAGCUACCCCC